CCGAGCUGGAAUCGUGCAUGGACCUUCUCCCUCUCGCUCGCCGUCUUUCCUCCUCGGCCGGGCAGCAGCCGACGCACGGGUCGAUCGCUUGAUCGUUCAGCUUUCAGAGAGCGAGUGUGCGUGCGACCGGGCUCGAGGCGGUGCGUGCGGGCGGACGAGGCGGACCUGCUCGUGCGCGAGCUGCGCUCCUGCUUCUACGACUCUCUGCUUCCUCCGCUUCCACGCUCCUGUGCCCGCUCGAGCUGCACCUGCGCUGCAGCCCCCGACUGCGCUCCUCUCUAGCGUUUGAGCUGCCCAUUCGUCGUGCACGCGCCUUCUUCGGCCCGCAACUUGGCGACAUGGACUCGCUGCGCAGCUUGACGAGGGAGCUAUCGAGGCGCGCACAGCGCGAGGAGGACAAGGGCGGAUACACGGCCAUCCCGAUCGGCCUGAAAGUCUCCCUCACCCAGGUCGUCUUGCGCCGAAUCGCCCUCAUCUUCAUCGCCCUCGCGCUCUGCAUCUUCUUCAUCCUCUCGUCAGCUCGAGCACGCCUCUCGUCGGCAGUCAACCCCACCUCGUGGCGCGUCCGUCCCGCCAACCUCCCUCGAACCCGAGUCGGGCCCCGCCGCUCUCCCUCCCUGUACCACGGUCGAGGCUGCAACGCGAGCGAGCUCAUUGCAGCUGUCGCACGGUCGAGGAUCCGCGAGGACGGCGCAUCGCGGACCGAGCACGAGCCGCCGGCGGGACGAGGUCCGAGCGAGUUUGACCUCGACGCCUUCACGUUCUCGUUCGACCUUGACGGCUGUCCUGCGCCGCACAUCUUCUCGCCGGCCGAGACGUGCGACCUCCUCUCGGCGUUUGGCGGCGUCUACACUCGCGGCGACUCUCUCAUGAGGCAGUUUGCCCAAGGCGUUUUCCUCCUUCUCGCCAACUCGUUUGACCUCAUGCGGGUCCCGAUGCGCAAGUGCGUCGGCGAGGGCAUCUUUACGCAGGGCAAGGCGUGCAAGGGCUACUCGGUGUUCGACAGCGCCGAGUUGCGCACCGUGUGCGGCAAGGAGGACGAACCGUUCGCCAUCUACGACCAGUUCUGGGGCUUUGGCAAGGAGGCCAACACGUCGGCGUCGUUCCUCCUCGACAAGUACCGCACCUACGUCGACGCGCUCCCCGAGCGGCGCAGGCGGUACUCGCCGAUUUUCGUCCUCGGUGUCGGCAUCCACUCGGCCUGGAACGUUCGAGAGACGCUCGACCUGCACCUCGCGCCUUUCCUCGCACAGACCUCCUCCGCCACCGCCACUCCUCGCCCGCUCACCUUCUUCUCCGGCUACCCCGCCGUGCCGGCCAACAAGCCGCCGACGUACCUGCCCCGGCAAGGCGCUGCCAACACGCGGCAGUACAACGCCGACGUGCGCGAGCUGCUUGACAACGUGAGCCCGGGCGAGCCGAGCGAGGGAGCGUGGACGAUGCUCGAGUGGUACAACGUGACCGACGGUGCGCACUCUUUCGACGGGACGCACUACGGGUUCCAGGUCGCGAUGGAGCGGGCGCAGGUCUUUCUCAAUGUGCUCGACACGGUCUGGGGCGAGGUGGUGGCGCAAGGCGGGUUGGUCGACGAGACGAUUCUUGGCAGCGUCUGA
Messenger RNA from Rhodotorula graminis WP1, 1613 nucleotides. RefSeq lists its product as uncharacterized. The record is from RefSeq and is a predicted model, not a curated record. Bases 339 to 1613 code for a protein of 424 amino acids. NCBI's taxonomy places the organism in Eukaryota, Fungi, Basidiomycota, Microbotryomycetes, Sporidiobolales, Sporidiobolaceae. The transcript is spliced from 7 exons.